UAUGUCAGUGUUUGUAGUUUGUACGACGGUAGCAACCGUUUAUGCAAUAUCUUCAUUUGUGCUUCUACGACGACCACAAUGGAUUUAUCGAAAACGUCGACCAGCAUUCAUUGCUCGAAAUAUUGCACAUCGAGGAGGUGGAGCGGGAGAAUCCAUCGAAAACUCUCUACUUGCAUUUGACAGAGGAUUAACAAAUGGCGUGGAAAUGCUUGAAUUAGAUUGUCAUAUGACAAAAGAUCGUCAAACAGUUGUUCAUCAUGAUUUUUUAUUAAAUAGAACGACAGGUGAACUUGGAUUUAUCAAAGAUAUUGAAUAUGAUAAAUUACCAAGAAUUACUAAUACUAUGCAACUUUAUUAUGAUUCAAAUAUAACUAUAUCAAGUGAUAAUAAUCCAAAAAAUGAAGAUUUAUUACGUAUACCAUUAUUGAAAGAUGUUUUUCAACGUUAUCCAACAACUCCGAUUAAUAUUGAUAUUAAAGAAGAUAAUGAUGAACUUAUUAAACAGGUUUCUGAUCUGAUUCAACAAUAUCAACGAGAACAUCUUACGUAUUGGGGUAGUUUCAGUCAUAAAAUAUGUCGAAAAUUAACUAUACAAAAUCCUCGAAUUGUUCGAUUUUGUUCAAUGAAAGAAGCAGCUGGUAUUGUAGUAGCUUAUUGGAUUGGUUUAUUACCAUUUCUACCAAUAACACCAGGCGCUUUCGAAAUACCAAUACCUGGUGUUGUAUUUGGAAAAAUAACUGAAAAUGUAAAUUGGAAAUUUAAAAUACUUUUAUAUAUAAUUGAACGUGCAUUAAAUAAUCAAAAAAUGUUUGAACAUUUACAACGUCGUGGUAUUCCAGUGUAUGUUUGGAUAUUAAAUAAUGAACAAGAAUUCCAAUAUGCUUUCACAAAGAUGAGUGUAACCGGUGUAAUGACAGAUUAUCCAACACUUUUGCAAAAAUAUUUACAAUCCAAUCAACAUAAAUUUAUUUUAUAA
This is a messenger RNA of Adineta steineri, 976 nucleotides long. The record is from the annotation of a GenBank genome assembly. NCBI's taxonomy places the organism in Eukaryota, Metazoa, Rotifera, Eurotatoria, Adinetida, Adinetidae.